Trematosphaeria pertusa is the source of this 1415-nucleotide messenger RNA. RefSeq lists its product as uncharacterized. The transcript is spliced from 2 exons. Bases 198 to 1415 code for a protein of 405 amino acids. The record is from RefSeq and is a predicted model, not a curated record. Lineage: Eukaryota; Fungi; Ascomycota; Dothideomycetes; Pleosporales; Trematosphaeriaceae.
AGCGGAAAAGAGAAGAGCAGACGGCAGUGAAGGUGGGCGAACCGCCGUUCACCACAGCUGCACCUCCCGAGGAGAAUAGGCCCAACAAUCAGCGUCAAAGCCCCGAGCCGGACCCAACAACCGUUGGUGUUAAAGCUGCUGAAUCCAGCCAGACUGGGCAAUCCGAAUCCCCAGAAGACCGUGCCAACUGCGUUCUCAUGAUGGCCAAGAUCAUGUACGACGACCCAGACCUCCAAGACGGGCAGACACCUCCGUAUUUCUUCGAGCCUUUGAACAGGCCUCGCAGAGAUUCAGGCCUAUCUUUCCUAAGCCAGCUUGUGAAUCACAGCGCCGUCCCACACACUUCUCUCUUUGGGCCUUUUGUCGGCGGAGGAUCCGCAGGUGGAGCAGGUCAACCGCCGCGCAAGCCAUCUGGGGGCGACAACAGGCUUCCGCCCCCUUCUCCGCCCGCACCGGCAGACGAAACAGAGGACUUCGAGAGAUAUCCGCUCGACAGAGAAGCUAUCGAAGCCCUGUUGGAUCAGCCCUACUCCGACAAUGACAACCCGUUUCUUCCUACCGAGGCGACAGCAGCACUCCCGACUCUUGAGCAGAACGAGAACGAGAACUCUGAGACUGUUGCAACUCCCACAAGACGCGGCACCACACUGCGCCGUAUCUUAGCAAGAAUGCCUAGUAGGCGGGGCAAGUCGUCCAGCUCCCGUCCACCAACCCACCCAACCCACCCGGCGCGCACCAGAAUCGAUCAAAAGAACAAGGAAACUGAGCGCAAUGGAAAGGGCAAGGAGCGAAAGGAGGGGACAAAGGAACAACAUGCAGCACGUCAAGCUGAGGAGCGCACACACCUCAUCCGAUUCCUCACGACCAUGGACCAACAGGUCGUAGACCGGUAUCGUCUUGAGACUCUGAGCGGACGGGAGCGUCUGCUGGCGCGCAGGGGCCAGCUUCGAGAGCACGUCCUGCUGCGGUUGGCAAAUCUAGGCGUGCAGCCAUAUGAAGUUCGCGACGACGUUACUUUCCAGGCAGCUAUUUUGCUUGUGCUGGAGGUGGAGAGGCUGUUGCUACCCCAAGUUCGAGAGCGUGAGUCUGCGGCGAGGGAGGCACAAGACAGGGUAGCCCAGGCGGACGAAGCCCAGGAGAACAUAGCCCAGGAGAGCAACGCCCAGGAAGACGAAUCCCAAGAGAACGACGCCCAAGAGAACGAGCCCCAAGAGAACAAGCCCCAAGAGAACGAGCCCCAAGAGAACGAGCCCCAAGAGAACGAAACCCAGGAGGACGAAGUCCCCGAGAAUGACGCCGGCGAGAGCGAGCGGCAUAAUAGGACGGACAGUGCGACGGACAGCGAUUCUAAGAAGACGUUGCCCGGAGGCAAUAUCGGUUUCGGGAGGAGCUUCAGGUAUGCUGACGCAGCUUAG